AUGUGCAAUUGUGGAAGAACAGCUGCCAUACAUAUCGUAAAAACUAAUGAGAAUGGAAAUAAAGGGCGGUUGUUCUUUGUUUGCCCAUCAAAAUAUACUGAAAAUCCCAAUUGCAAUUACUUCAAGUUCGUGGCUGAAGAUGACGAAGAUGUGACUUCCACAAUCCGUUCCAACACUAGAGCUUCUGAUGGUGUUACAGUAGAAGACUUUAACGAGCUGAGGAGGAGGCUGUAUGACGUGGAAAAUGAACAUGGCGACUAUGGUCGAAGGCUUCGAAUGGUGGAAAAUAUUUUGAAGGCGAUGGUGUAUUUGAUUGUAUUUGCUUUACUUUUGUACUUUAUGAUGUAAUGUUAUUAUGGAUUUA
Messenger RNA from Camellia sinensis, 364 nucleotides. Lineage: Eukaryota; Viridiplantae; Streptophyta; Magnoliopsida; Ericales; Theaceae. The record is from RefSeq and is a predicted model, not a curated record.